AUGACAACAACAACAACAAAAGCAAUAAUAUUAGUUGGUGGACCAAGUAAAGGUACUAGAUUUCGUCCUCUUUCAUUAGAUGUACCAAAAUUAUUAUUCCCAAUAGCAGGUAAACCAAUGAUUUAUCAUCAUAUUGAAGCAUGUUCAAAAGUUGAAAAUAUGAAGGAGAUUAUAUUGAUUGGAUUCUUUCAAGAGAGUGUUUUAUCCAAAUUUAUAAGUGAAACAUCAAAGCAAUUGAAUGUUGCAAUUCGUUACAUCAAUGAAGAGAAGGUAUUGGGAACAGCAGGUGGUUUAUAUCAUUUUCGUGAUAUCAUUUUAGAGGGUGGUCCAUCAGAAAUCUUUGUAUUACACUCUGAUAUAUGUUGUGCAUUCCCAUUGAACGAUCUCUUACAAUUUCAUAAACAACAUGGUAGAUCUUGCACAAUAAUGGGUACAGAGAUAGAAUCAGCAUAUGCAAAUCAAUAUGGUUGUUUAGUACGUGAUGAAAAAACUGCUGAAUUACUUCAUUACGCUGAAAAACCUGAAACUUUUGUUUCAAAUUUAAUCAAUUGCGGUGUCUAUUGUUUUUCACCUCAAUUCUUUGAUGUCAUUGGUAAAACUAUGAUUGAUUUAAAAACUUCUGGUCAAAAUAUUACUACUGAUUAUCCAGAAAUUACAAGAAAAGGAUUUGAUGUUGAACGUCUUAGAUUAGAACAAGAUAUUUUCGUUCCAUUAGCAGGUACAGGAUUUAUUUCAGUUUAUCCAUAUGUUGGAUUUUGGAGACAAAUUAAAAAUGCAGGUUCAUCAGUUUAUUGUCAAGAACUUUAUUUAAAUCAUUUUGCAAAAACAAAACCAGAAGUUUUAAAAAAAGGAAAUAAUAUCAUUGGUAAUGUUAUCAUUGAUUCAACUGCUUCUGUUGAUCCAUCAGCAAUUAUUGGACCAGAUGUUUAUAUUGGACCAAAUGUUAAAAUUGGUAAAGGUGUUAGAGUCAUUCAUUCAAUUAUUUUAGAUCAAACAGAGAUUAAAGAUCAUGCAUGUAUAAUUUAUAGUAUUAUUGGUUGGCAAAGUUUAAUUGGUGUUUGGGCAAGAAUCGAAGGUAUUCCAAACUAUACACCAUUCCUUUAUAGUCAAGAUAAAAGAAGAGGUGUUACUAUUUUUGGUGCUGGUGCUCAAGCAAAUGGUGAAAUCAUCGUUUCAAAUUGUAUCGUUAUGCCUCAUAAACAAUUAGAUAGAAAUUAUAAUAAUGAAAUCAUUUUGUAA
Molecule: messenger RNA, 1239 nt
Organism: Dictyostelium discoideum AX4
Lineage: Eukaryota; Evosea; Eumycetozoa; Dictyosteliales; Dictyosteliaceae
Gene: mpgB
Product: mannose-1-phosphate guanylyltransferase
Exons: 3
Coding region: 1-1239 (412 amino acids)
Source: RefSeq, a predicted model, not a curated record